Molecule: messenger RNA, 2414 nt
Organism: Ruditapes philippinarum (Manila clam)
Lineage: Eukaryota; Metazoa; Mollusca; Bivalvia; Venerida; Veneridae
Product: chitobiosyldiphosphodolichol beta-mannosyltransferase-like
Exons: 8
Coding region: 12-794 (260 amino acids)
Cellular component (GO): endoplasmic reticulum
Molecular function (GO): mannosyltransferase activity
Source: RefSeq, a predicted model, not a curated record
GAGCUACAGUUAUGUAUGACAGACCAGCUCAUAUUUUCAAGGAGACAGCAUUGAACGAUCGCCAUAAACUGUUCACUAGAUUAGCCGAAGAAUAUGAUGUGUUUAGACCAAAGAGUGGCACAGUGAGUUCAGAUGAGACAGCUUUCACAGUAACCAAUGGCAACGGAGAUGCAUAUUAUUUACAGAGUCGUCCAGCAAUGGUCAUCAGUAGCACAAGUUGGACAGAGGAUGAAGAUUUUGGGGUUUUAUUAGCUGCACUGGAAGCAUAUGAGAAGCAAGUAUCAACAAAAUCUGCAGAUUUACCAAAUAUAGUCUGCAUUAUUACAGGUAAAGGGCCUUUAAAGGAAUUUUACAGAGAAAAGAUAGAAUCACAACACUGGAAUCAUGUAUCAUUUUGUUUACCUUGGCUUACACCAGAGGAUUAUCCCCUCUUAUUAGGGAGUGCAGAUCUUGGUAUAUGUCUACAUAAGUCAUCCAGUGGCCUUGACCUUCCUAUGAAAGUUGUUGAUAUGUUUGGUUGUUGUCUGCCUGUUUGUGCUAUACAUUUUAACUGUAUAAAUGAGUUAGUGAAACAUGAAGAGAAUGGUCUAAUAUUCAAGGACAGUAAAGAAUUAUUUAAUAAUAUACAAACAUUACUCAAAGGAUUUCCAAACAACAGCAAAAAACUUGACCAAUUUAGGAAAAAUUUGACUGGUUUUCAAUCUUCAAGAUGGCAUGAGUGCUGGACUAAAACUGUUUUACCAAUUUUUGAGGACCAUUCUGGAAAUGCAGCAGACGACAAGAAAUCUCAGUGAUAUUUUUUGUGACAAAAAAUUAGUGUUGAUCUGUGUUUUCUGGAGUAUUUAUUUUUUUCUGCAUUAUUUAAGCUGUACACAAGCCUUGAUUAGUAUAUGAAUGUGAAAAAAAAAAAUUAAGGUAGUCUCACUGCAAUGCUUUCCCGCCAAAAAUGUUCUAACAUCGGCCAAUAUCGUAAUAAAUAAGUCAUUUCCGGAACAUUAUUUUUGUCAAUCUUCGAUAUUCAAUAAUUUUAACCACUUAUAACCAGAAUUUAGUACAUAGCAAUAAAGGAUAAGUGAUUGUGAAUAAUUUAAUGCCCAUGAUUUUGAAAAAAUAACGUCCCGGAAAUAACCAAUUUGCUACAAUACUGGCCAAUUUUAGAAUUUUAUGGUGGGAAAGCAUCACAUUUUAGAUUACCUUAAACUUAGCAAAGUUUAUUACUUUAAGAACAGUUUUAAUCAUACAUAAUAUAAGUUUCAAAAUUUGCAUUAUUUAUGCAUAUACUGUAUAAGUGAAUAUUUCCUUGUGUCGAAAAGUUAUCAAAUUUAAAAUUUCCGGACAUUUUGGGUGAGGAAAUAUAAACGAAUCAUGCAAGGGUAGAAUGUAAUGACAAGUUGGUUGAUAUUUAUGCUAGAGAAAAUUUUAGCAAUUUUCGUAAGUUUGCGAAAUUCGCCAAUAUUUCCCAAUCGUUAACAUAACUGUGACUUAUACAGUUUAUAUACUUUAUGGUACUAGGGGUUCGAGAGAUGUAGCACUUUUACAUUAAAUCUCAUGAACAGAUUCCAUUAAAGUCUUCAUAUUUUCAUAUAAUAUUGUUGUUUUCAUUGCCUUUAAGGGAUCCUCAUUUCUUCAGACUUUUUUAAACAUAUGUAUCAUCAUAUUUCUAAGCUGUUACUUACUAGACCCAGGUGCCCUUCGUGCCUGAAAAAAUGCACGGAAGGGCACCUGAGGUCUUCCUCCACCAGUAAAGCUGGAAUGUCGCGAUAUGACCUAUACAGUGUUGAUGUGACGUAAAACUCAAUCAAACAAACAAACUUACUAGUUAAUAGAUAUUUCUUUAAGUUUGACACAAAAUAAAUACAGGUACUAAUAUUAUAGCCAGAGCUUAAGCUUAGCUUAAGUCAUUUUAUUUGUUCUCAAGACCUAGGAUAUUUUUGUACAUUUUCAUGAAAUCAUUGCAUGAAUCUGGAAGGAUCCUGUUUCAAGCGGCUGCAAAGUCUUUCAUUAGGCUAAAACUUCAUUAUAUCUAGGACAAGCAUUGCUACAUGACAGCAGUCCUUCUUUCACAAUUGCUAGGAACUUUUUGCAAUAUUUUAAUGAAAUUUCAUGCAACUGCAGAAUCUGAUAUUCCAUUAUUCAAAGCUUAGUGCGUUUCCUUAACAUACCUUCAAAGACAGUAUAUUAAAAGUAAAGUCACUUCAUACUUCUUUUGUAAAAUUUGAUAGACUAAGUUCUUUUAUGUUGUGGAAAAAACAACAAGAAAAAGCUAUGUUUCUCAGAAGAAAUAAAACACAAACAAAUUUGAAUAAUGGAUUCAAAAGUCACCCAUUUAUCUUAAUAUUGUUAGAUGAACCCUCUAGUCAAGAUUUUUAUAUUAAUUAUGUUUUUCUAUCAAGCCUAAUGUUUCUUUUUGUUUU